CGUAAGACUUGGAGACAAAAAAAUUUUUUCAUUCCCGUAACUAAUUGUGCCGAACAUUUAUGGAAAGUUUCGUCAAGAUCGGAUGCACGGUGUCGGAGAUAAUUUCUGAGGGGGGGGCCCUUAAGUUUUAACUUAAAUGACCAAAUUCAUUUCAGGAACUGACAUAUGAAAUUUAGUUUCGGGUAGUUUACAAUAGCUAUCAGUGUACAUUUUUCUUUAUAACUAACAGUUUCCAUAACACUGUUUUAUUUGUUGCUGAGUUUGUUUCUCGAAAAACAAGCAUUGCCACGAGGCUCAACAUCAUCGAUAACUUAGGUUUUCUGCUGAUUUCUAAGAUUACCAGAUCUAACCAUAACGAAUUGCUCAUUAGAAAGUAUGUUCCAUUCGAGACGUCGAGAGUAUGUGGAUGUUGAUUUUGUGCAGAACUGCGGCCGGUUUCUUAAAAAAACUUAAGUCAAACAGAGGUCAUGCAGUAAAAAACAUUUGUAGUUUAGACAACUUAGAUUAUUUUACAACAAUUUUCUGAACAAAAUCUCUGAAAAGUUAUGUUCAGCCUAAUUAUGAUGAGUUGGUUGAGUUACGAACUUCAAGUUACAAAAUUUAAAUAUUUUUCCACUUAAAAGUUUAAGUGAGAUUGAGAGGUGAUUUAAGUUAAGUAAUGUUCGAGAAACACUUAGCUAAAAAUUUUGACUUAAUACAAAGUUUUCAUAUAAGCUUUGCUUUAAGUUUUUUUUAAGAAAUUGACCACUGUCAAGGGAGAAUACUUUAGGCUAUUUAGCCGCUAUGUUACACUAAAGAUUCUUCUCAACUUCAGAAUCUGAGAAUUUCUUCUUGCUUUCACCCGACAAAUACAUUACGUGAAAAAUCGAGAUGUCUAUCGUCCAAUAUUUAAGAAGAUACAGUAAAGUUUUCUCUACACAAGAAAACUUCGAACUUUUUAACUCUUUUUACUUUCGACAACUAAUGACAUUCUAUUGUGAAAUGGAGAAUAAUAUGAAAAGCUGUUUUUCAAUAAAUUCUCUUAGCGGCUUUCCUCUUCACAAUAAAGUGAUGCAUAUCUUUUUUUUUAGUGUCUACUGUAACAACAAUCGAACAACUCUCUAUUGAAUUAUGGCGCGACAUUUUUGAUUAUUUAAUGUCCUGUGAAAUUAUUGCUGGUUUCUCUGGACUUAAUUCACGUCUAAAUCGCUUAAUUAAUUCUAUUCCGCUCUUUAUUGAUUUAUCGUCGAAUAUAUCCUUAACAACAUACAAGAAUGUUUGUCAGUCAUUUCUUUGUCAUACUGGCUCAAUUCUUUCGCUAAAUUUAGCUGAGAAACACAAAGUGGGAGCUAUUGAUUUAUUUCUAUCUUUAACUGAUAUUAAACAGUUUAUCAAUCUUCAAAAAUUAGUCAUUGUAAAAGCAGAUCACGACAAUCUCAGCACUAUUGUUUUCAAACUGCGACAUCUAAAACAUCUAUGUACACUAAAGAUUGACGAUGAUUUGUUUAGAAACGUUGAAAAACAUAUUAUCAAGAAAAUUUUGACGAUAAAAUCUCUAAGAAGAUUAGAUUUAUCUACAAUCAGUAAAAAAGGAUAUGCAUAUCUAAAAAAAUCGUCUAUCGAACAGCUAACACUCAACCAAUGCGAUCGAAAUCUCAUCUAUUAUCUUCCACAAUCAAUCAAAAGUUUGACAGUCACAAAAGAAUUAUCGUUGCUUUUCACAAAACCACCAUAUUCACCGACAACGUUUAGUUAUCCAAAUCUAACACACUUGAAACUGACCGUUCACCAUUUUAUCAAUCAUAAUGAUGAUAUUAAUUACUUGAUAAUAAGUAUUAGUCAUUAUGCUGAAUACGUAUCAAUACAAUUACUAUUUACGGGAAAUUUACUAUAUUAUUCGGGUGAUUUUUGGGCUGAAUAUUUAUCAUCAUUGCCUUUUACGUGUAAAAUCGAAAUUAUCGUUGAUACUCCAGUCUCAGAUACCAAUGAAACACAUUUAAAUUAUAUUAAACAAACAUUUCAAGUAUCAAAUCAAUUUUGGAUUCAACAUAAUUUGAAUGAAGAUUAUGAUCUUGUUCGAACAUUAGAAAUUCGAACAAACGAAAAUUAUAGCGAUCGUCAUUUUCGUAAAUUAAAAGUGUUGAUAUUCUCUCUUUUUGGCAGUUGUUUGCCGUCCAUGAGCGGAGAAUGGUUAUCGAUACUGAACAAAACUGUUGCUUCAUCACUACCGCGACUGAAGAAAUUUGUGCUUGAAAACAGCUUCAAUGACAAUAUUGAAAUAGAAAUAUUUUUAACCGAAGUAUUGACUCGUGCGCCAAAUCUUGAAAUAUUAAUAAUUCGCCACAGAGAUAUUUUCGAAAAAUUGAUGGACGUAAUAAAUCAAAUGUCACAUCCACGACGAAUUGUCCGAUUAGUACUUUGGACAAAUUUAACACUUGAAAGAGCUGGUGAACUCGUUCGAACAUUGCCUAAGUUACAACUGCUAGCAUGUGAGAUAGACGAGAAUGAUUUACAACGAGUGUUACCCGUAGUAUUUGAACAAAUGAAACAUUUAGUAUUGUUGCAGAUAAUUGUUUCUCAUGCUUCAUACGAUUAUUCAAAAAUAGGUACAUUGUUGGACGAUAAACGAUGGACAAUAGACGAGAGAAAUGAUAGUAUAUUAGUGUGGAUGUGA
This is a messenger RNA of Didymodactylos carnosus, 2653 nucleotides long. NCBI's taxonomy places the organism in Eukaryota, Metazoa, Rotifera, Eurotatoria, Philodinida, Philodinidae. The record is from the annotation of a GenBank genome assembly.